Medioppia subpectinata is the source of this 816-nucleotide messenger RNA. NCBI's taxonomy places the organism in Eukaryota, Metazoa, Arthropoda, Arachnida, Sarcoptiformes, Oppiidae. The record is from the annotation of a GenBank genome assembly.
AUGAUUCGUUUGAAUAACGGCAUAGAAAUGCCUGCAUUAGGUGUGGGAACCGGUGGUCUGACCUCUUCGGGCGGAUUUCUUAGCGGACAGGCAUUGGUGGACACAAUCAAUACUGCGAUCGACAUCGGGUACAGACAUAUCGAUACGGCCAGCAAUUACGGCAACGAAGUGGCCAUCGGUCGGACACUCAACGCACUUAUAGCCAACGGUAUAGUCAAUCGGGAGGACCUGUUUGUCACCACAAAGAUCUUUUGGCACACAUUUCCGGUCACAGACAUAAUGGCGGCUACGGUAGAGGCCGUACGGCUAUCUGUGCAACAGUUGGACUUGCAAUACGUAGACCUAAUGCUAUUACAUCGGCCCCGGGAUGUGGUGCCCGACUAUAACGCACAGGUAUGGCGAGGGUUGGAAUGGGCUCUGAGUGCCGGUUUGGUCCGAGCAAUAGGUGUAUCCAAUUUUGGUGUCCCAGAGUUGGAGGGGCUGUUGUCUACAGCACUGGUAGUGCCGGCAGUGAAUCAAAUUAAAAGUCAUCCCAAAUGUGGGAAUCGAGAUGUGAUCGACUGGUGUCACAAACAGGGCAUACGAGUGACAGCACACACACCGUUGGGCGCCGGGAGUCUUACCACCGAUGAGACUAUUGGUUCAAUUGGUCGCACAUAUGGUAAGAGUGCGGCACAAGUGAUGAUCAAAUGGCAAUUACAGAGGGGUUUGGCUGUCAUUCCCAAGACUACCAAAACAACCAGAAUUUGCGAUAACUUUAAUGUCUUUGACUUCAGUCUCACUGAAGAAGAGAUGAAUGUUUUGGAAAAUAUGUAA